Messenger RNA from Bombyx mandarina (wild silkworm), 2235 nucleotides. It is a transcript of the gene mh, whose product is annotated as DNA-dependent metalloprotease SPRTN. The record is from RefSeq and is a predicted model, not a curated record. Gene Ontology annotation, molecular function: metalloendopeptidase activity; single-stranded DNA binding; polyubiquitin modification-dependent protein binding. NCBI's taxonomy places the organism in Eukaryota, Metazoa, Arthropoda, Insecta, Lepidoptera, Bombycidae. Gene Ontology annotation, biological process: DNA repair. Gene Ontology annotation, cellular component: nucleus.
UUUAACAAAUUCAAAACAUUGAAAAGUAUCAAAAAAUAAACUAGUAAUGUUUAUUAUAAAACGCAGUUGAUAAUGAAUUUGGGUGAUCCGGAACUCGAAUUAAUCGACCCAACACCAAAUAUCCAUUUAUUGUUCAUACAAUUCGACAAAACAUUCUUUUGGAGUAGAUUAGCGAGUAGGGUCGUAGUGAGAUGGAGCAAAAAAAUGUAUUCUUGCGCGGGAAUCUGCUCCUACGAAGGUCGGGGAGGCUUAUGCGAUAUAGCCGUCAGUGAACCCCUACUAAAACUUCGACCUCGUAAGGACUUGAUCGAAACACUGCUACACGAGAUGAUUCAUGCUUAUCUGUUUGUCACUGCCAAAGAUCAGGACAGAGACGGGCACGGACCUAUCUUCCAAAGUCACAUGCACCGGAUUAACAGAAGCGCUGGACUUAAUAUUAGUAUUUAUCAUGACUUUCAUGAUGAGGUUAUGCUAUAUCAAACGCACUGGUGGAGAUGUAAUGGACCAUGCCAAACAAAAAGACCACAUUUCGGUAUAGUGCGGAGAUCAGCAAACCGGGCGCCUGGGCCAUCAGAAUACUGGUGGCUGGACCACAAACGUAAAUGUGGAGGCACUUUCAUCAAAAUUAAGGAACCAGUGACAAAAACCAAAACUACCAAUAAGAAAUCAACCAAACCUAAUGCAGACAUUACUCAAUACAUAAACAAUAACAAUAAUAAUCUAUCAACAAAUAAGAAUUUAAUUAACGUUAAGGCUAUAACAACACUGAAAGAUUUUCAUGGCAAUUCUAUAAAAACUAACAUCAGAACUAUCAACAGUAUUCCUCAAGUGACAAUGGCCAAAAAUGUCAAUCCAAAUUCACCAAAACCUUUUAGUAGCCAAGGGCACACUUUAGUUAAAGUUCGAAGUCGAAGUAACUCUGUCAAUGCUCUAGAAACCGUCAGAAACAUAUGGGCGAACAAACAAAUAUCAAACACACCAAAUGCUGCUGAUAAUUCACUAAAACAAAUAAAAAAUAGAUCGAACCCACAUUCGGAUUCACCACCACCUAAAAUAAAGAAAAUAGAUCAAUAUUUCAAGAAGACCGCUUCUUCACUGCUCAAAGAUGUUUACGGAGAGGACUUCAAAAUAACUCAAUCAACUGAUGGUUCCAAAUUGAUUGCAGUUAAUACUAAGAAAGAAGACAAGGUAGAAUGCCCAGUAUGUAAAACUAAAGUGAAUAAAAUAGAAAUCAAUAAACAUCUAGAUGAAUGUUUGAAUAAAGAUUUGAUUGAAAAACUUAGUAAAGACAAUAUACAAGUUAAAAAUAAUAGUAAUCGUGAGAGGCAAUCCAUAGGGAGUAAUGUAUCUAAACCUAUGACGAAAUUCAAUAGCGUUGAUCUUGAUAGAAAAAUCACAAGUAAUAUUAAAUUAGAAAAAGACGAUGUAAAACCACUGGACAAUAAAGCAAGUACAAGUGCGGGCAUCAAAAUACAACCCCAAAAAAAAGUUACGUUUGCAUCAAAUGAAACUGAAAAUGAUUCAGACAUAUUUGGGAAUAGUAGUCAAGACCAACAUACAUGUGCAUGCUGUGGAAAAAAAAUCAGUAAACCUAUUGAACAACACUUAGAUGAAUGUUUAGUGUUUUUCGACCACAAUACUACGAUACCAGAAGAAAAUAACUCGACCAUUGUCAUAGAUGAUGAUGAUGAUGAAUUUGAUGAGUCAAUGACUAUGAAUGCUACAGGUACAAAAACACCAUGUCCCUGCUGCUUAGAAAUGGUUGAACAAAAGGCAAUGAAUGAUCAUUUAGAUUUGUGUUUGAAUGAAUAGUGUGUCACUACUAGUGAGAUAAUUACACUCAGGUGGCUUAUGUGGAAACUUCUUCAUGUAAUUAAGCUGUGUUGAGUUUUUGCUCCUCUGUCUGCCAACUGGUUUAGAAUAAUUCGAAUUUUCACCACCAGAUGAUUAAAAAUGUGAAAUUAGAAUAAGUGUUGGGAUUUUAUUAACAUGGAUGAUAUCAAGGCCAGGCGUUGACAUUUAUUAUAGCUAUAUAUGCUCUUUCUAUCUGAGAAUAUGAUUUAAUUAAUGAGAUAUAUUAAUCAAUAAUAAUAAACUGAAAAUAUUAAUUUUACAUCCACUAAUCUGAAAUGAUAAUUAAUCUCAUUCUUUAAUGAUCAAUGAGGUUACUGAAAAUGUUAUUUGUUAAUUUAUCGUGUACUGAAUUUAAUGUGAUAUUAGAAAUAAAUUACUUUG